Messenger RNA from Acaulospora morrowiae, 951 nucleotides. NCBI's taxonomy places the organism in Eukaryota, Fungi, Glomeromycota, Glomeromycetes, Diversisporales, Acaulosporaceae. The record is from the annotation of a GenBank genome assembly.
AUGGAAGACGAUAUUCUUUUCCAGCCUCGUCGUUCAGCACCCACACCGUCGCCUACUUCGCGCAGACAACGUAGCCUGCCUCCAAGCCUUCCUUCUUUCAGUUCGUCUUCGCUUUUUCACCGUACACUUCACCCGCGUAUAUCAAAUAAACACCAUGACAUAACUAGGGCAAAGAUCAAAACUGCUUUAGAACUAAAAAUGAGGGAAGAGAGGUUGAGAGAGGCUUCGGGGCGUGGGGACUGUGACACUGUUAUUAACUUACUUUCUAACAACCCGCAUCUUGAUCUUAAUAAUCCUGAUGAGAAAGGAAGGACACCUUUACAUUUUGCAUGCGCUGGCGGGCAUUAUGAAUGUGUCCAACUUUUAAUUAAACGCGGUUCAAAUGUCAAUGCUGAAGCUGAUGUCGCGGGAAAUAGGCCUUUGCAUUUAGCCAUUAUUUCUAAUAAAAUAGAAUGCGUCAUAGCAUUAUUAGAAGCAGGGGCCAAGAUAGGCAAGGAUGAUGAAUUUCAUCGUUCGCCGUUAGCGGUUGCACGAUCAAGACUUAAUAUAUUAAUGAAAAAUAGUUUGAAUAAUUCUGAAAGCGUGGAUCCUGAAGAAAUGGCGGAAGACAGUAAUUAUAUACCUGAAAAUCGAGAAAUAUUUGAACAGGUUUUACAAAUAAUUAAAAUUUUGCGACAUUACCUAACUCUGGAAGAUCGAAGUCUUAGCAAUGCCCAAGAUUCCAUGGAUGCUGACAUUUCAUUUGUGACAAAAAGUUUAACAUCUGCAUCCAACAUUGAAUCUCCGAUCAGUACUAUCGAAGCUUUAGAUGAUUUGACUUCUCAGUUAUCUCAAAUGGUCAUCUCUACAUCAAAUGGUGGAAAUAAUGAUUCACAUUUUUCAUUACCAGAAUCGGCAGUUUUGAAUAAAGUUCAAAACGUCUUGGAUAAUAUAAUAAAAUAUAAAGCCUAG